Myxocyprinus asiaticus (Chinese sucker) is the source of this 2866-nucleotide messenger RNA. Its product is annotated as phosphoribosyl pyrophosphate synthase-associated protein 1-like. The transcript has 11 exons. Bases 203 to 1309 code for a protein of 368 amino acids. Gene Ontology annotation, molecular function: magnesium ion binding; ribose phosphate diphosphokinase activity. The record is from RefSeq and is a predicted model, not a curated record. Lineage: Eukaryota; Metazoa; Chordata; Actinopteri; Cypriniformes; Catostomidae. Gene Ontology annotation, cellular component: ribose phosphate diphosphokinase complex; cytoplasm. Gene Ontology annotation, biological process: purine nucleotide biosynthetic process; 5-phosphoribose 1-diphosphate biosynthetic process.
ACCCGCUGUGAGAGAACCGACUGGUGUGGAAACUGCAGUAAACUUGUUGAGUGCCUCAGAUCAGUUCAUUACUUACAUGAUUCACAGUUGGAUUUCUUAUUUAAAGACAGAGAUAAAACCCAGCAACUUUGUAUUCAUUGCUGGCGUACCGAUAGACGUGGGAAAAGGAUCCGAUCUGUUGUUGAUCUUUAGAUAAUUCAUCAUGAACGUGGCAAAAAGCGGUUAUCGUGUUUUCUCUGCAAACUCCACGCCGGCAUGCACUGAACUCGCUAAGAAGAUUACUGAGCGUCUGGGAGUUGAGCUGGGGAAAUCUGUUGUUUACCAGGAAUCAAACAGAGAAACCAGAGUUGAGAUCAAAGAGUCUGUUAGAGGCCAAACAAUCUUCAUCAUCCAAACCAUUCCCAGAGACGUGAACACUGCUAUUAUGGAGCUGCUGAUUAUUGCAUACGCACUGAAGACAUCUUGUGCCAAGAACAUCAUUGGUGUGAUCCCAUACUUCCCCUAUAGUAAACAGUGUAAGAUGAGGAAGAGGGGAUCGAUAGUGUGCAAGCUGCUCGCAUCCAUGUUAGCCAAAGCAGGCCUGACUCACAUAAUCACCAUGGAUCUACACCAGAAAGAGAUCCAGGGCUUCUUCAGUUUCCCUGUGGAUAACCUGCGGGCGUCUCCGUUCCUGCUGCAGUACAUUCAGGAGGAGGUUCCUGAUUAUAGAAACGCAAUCAUUGUAGCCAAGUCCCCAUCCGCUGCCAAAAGGGCUCAGUCAUAUGCGGAGCGUUUGCGUCUCGGUCUGGCCGUCAUGCACGGUGAAGCUCAGUGUUCAGAAUCAGACAUGGCAGAUGGGCGGCAAUCUCCUCCCUGCGUCCGCAACACUGGACACCCCGGCCUGGAGUUACCAUGCAAACAACAAGCUCCGUUCCCAGGCAUUGAGCUCCCAAUAAUGAUGGCCAAGGAGAAACCACCCAUCACCGUUGUUGGAGAUGUUGGAGGACGCAUCGCCAUCAUCGUCGAUGACAUCAUCGAUGAUGUGGAGGACUUUGUGGCAGCCGCUGAGAUUCUGAAAGAGAGAGGAGCAUAUAAGAUCUACAUCAUGGCCACCCAUGGCCUGUUGUCUGCAGACGCCCCACGUCUCAUCGAGGAGUCUGCCAUAGACGUGGUGGUGGUGACCAACACAGUCCCUCAUGAGGUGCAAAAGCUGCAGUGUCCAAAGAUCAAGACAGUAGAUGUCAGUAUGAUCCUGGCCGAGGCGAUCCGUCGCAUUCACAACGGGGAGUCCAUGGCCUACCUGUUCCGCAAUAUCACAGUAGACGAUUAGCCUACAAAUUAAUUUGUGUUAGAGGCAGAGGUGAGGUCCAGAGUUUGGGGAAACAUUUGCCCUUUUGUAAGGUGUGCCAUGCAAAAAGUUACCGUAAAUUCUAAAUUAAACUCCUUUUAUCCUCCAAAACAAUCAAAUAAAGUCCUAUUGACAACUUACUGAAUUGAUAUGGAUAUCUAACAUUAAUUCACUCAGAGCCUAGUGUUAACAGUAUACAUGCAAUGAAUCUCUCAUUCUUUGGCACACAGAUAUGCCUUCAUAAUCUAAUGCACAGAACUUAAUAUGCAAGAGUUCACUUACUUGAACUUCUGUUUUGCACCUUUAAAUUAUAUUCCACAUUAAAAAAUGUAGGUCUACUCUUAAGUAUGUAGAUUCUUUUAGAGUGAAGUUGGAUUUCAGUGCUUACCAGUACUUUUUGAUUCAUUUUGUUUUAAUUCUGCCAAAUGAAGGAGAUAUAAAAUAAAGGAAUAGUUCACCCAAAAAUAAAAAAUAAAGUUUUAUUCACCCUAAUGGCAUUCCAAAUCCAUAUAACUUUCAUUUGUCUCAACACAAAAGGAGAAUUUUUGUAGAAGAUCCUGGCUGCAAAAAUGAAAGUUAAAAGGUCAAGUCAAGCACCAAAAUGACAAAAAAAGAUUACUUAAAGUGAAUGAUGACAAAUUUGUAUUUCUUUCUGCACACAAAGCUAUCGUGUAACUUCAGAAGACUCGGAAUAAAGAGCAUGAGUCGAAUGGACUACAUUUUAAUGAAUAAAUUUUUUUUUUCUUUUUUCAUUUUGGGACUUGACAGCUCCAAGUUCUUCUUCACCAUUUUUGGAUGAACUAUCCCUUAAAUAUUCAUACUUGAUAUCUAUGGUGCACAGUAAGGAACCAGAAGAUUAUUGGUUUUUGGCCAUUUUGGUUGGUUGAUUUAUGCAUGAAUGUAUACUACAAAUCAAAUGAGCUUUAAAUGAACCAAGUACUGUGAAUAUUUCUCCAAUAAAGCAUCUGCACUCCUACAUAACAAUACUAAAGGGGGCAAAAAAUGCAUGUAAAACUUGUUUCAGUGUUUGGAAUAAUGCCGAUCUCUAUAUUUGCAGUGUAGUCUGGUGUAGAAGAUAAGACUUUGGUUUCAAACCUAAAGGGAAUUGAAACCAGACAAGCAAUACUAGGCUUAAUUAUCUGUGCAGAAGUGUUCAGCAUCAACUAAUUUAAAUAUAAUAAGAGCAGUUGGCUAGUUGUCAGUUUCAUCCACCCAAUCAGAUAAUACUUGCUUUUGCUUCAUAAUUUAUUCUUUGAAAAACAUGGACUGUAAUCCAACUAACAGGAAUGUAAACCCACAGAUAGCUACUUCAGUAGCGAUCUGUCGAGCAGGUAAAAAUUUCCCAGUGCUCCAGGUCUCUUUGAGAGUCACUGCUUGGUUCUCAGCUCCUAGAGCCACAGAUAUUUUUGCAGUAGUGCAAAUUUGGUCUUCGAUCCAGCCUUACGGAGGACAUACAUUUUUGUUAUAUUGUUCUGUAUUAUUUCACUGCUGUUGAUUUGCAAUCUUAUUUUUGUAAAUAAACACAAUGUAUUUGCUUCA